AUGCACAAGUUUCUCGCCGCUCUUCUCUUCGCAGCCUCGGCGCUGGCUACCCCUGCUCCAGAUACUACGGCCACCGCAGAGUCAAUUGGCACCGAGACUAAUUCCGACGCCGACUCGGCUGCCUCUGCCGCUGCCGCUGCCUUGAUUGCUGAGAUCCCCAGCUCAGUGUUGACGGUCAUGGAGACAGCCAUCCCGUACUCAUGGCAGGCCGAAAUUUUAACAAAUCCCACUUUCCGCUCCUCCGUUGUGAGUGCUGCUGAGGCUGGGACGUUCCCAGCUUGGUUCAAUGACCUGCCCAACAGCGUCAAGGCAUGGGCAACCUCGAAUUUCGAUGCCCAGAUUAUUGGCGUCCCAGCGACUACCCAAGACACCGUGUCCGAGACGAGUUCUAGCGUUAUGGUUACUAGCCAGACUGCUUCAAAUGCCGCCCAGACCACUUUGCCCGACUCCUCCUCUGCCACCACUUCGAGCUCAGGUUCUGGCUCCAGCUCGGGCUCGAGCUCUGCGUCAGCUUCUCCCUCAUCUUCAAAGUCGACUGGUGGUGCCCCUGCACCUAGCGGCGGUGUUGCUAUGGGCGUUGCCGGUGCAGCCGGCGUUUUCGUUCUCGCUCUUGCGCUGUAG
Penicillium canescens is the source of this 621-nucleotide messenger RNA. RefSeq lists its product as uncharacterized. The transcript has a single exon. The record is from RefSeq and is a predicted model, not a curated record. The coding region runs from base 1 to 621 and encodes 206 amino acids. NCBI's taxonomy places the organism in Eukaryota, Fungi, Ascomycota, Eurotiomycetes, Eurotiales, Aspergillaceae.